GAACGAACUAAUCGGUGCAACUUAAAGUCAAGACAUUAUCUCAACCUUAAAUUGUGAUAGUAACGAUAAAUUUAUACAAUUAACCUAAAGAUGGGAUAGCAAUGACAUGAAAACAAGCGAGCAAGUACAACAUUUCAAAUUUUAAUUUAGGCAGUCCCAUCAUUUCCACGAUAGUUGAAAGAGUAUCCGUUGGUAUAGCUAUAGAUCCAAGCCUAAGUAUAAGACAGUGUGAUUUGUUUUGGCGAUUCAAGAAAUGGGAAAUCAACGCGAUAUAUAUCAUCAAUGUUUAGCUGUAAUUCCUGUAUGCCUUCUGGAAUUUGCAAUGGCCCUGGCAUGCGGUUGGCUCGGCCCAAUGAUCAGAAUUUUCCUGGAAGAUCCAAACAGCGAGAUCAAAGCCACAGAAGAAGAAUGUUCUUGGAUUGCGAGUAUGCCAGGAAUCGGCAAAACAUUCGGUCCUGUUUUUUCAAUCCUACUAUUGGAUGUACUAGGACGUAAAAUCAUGAUACAAAUCACAGCCACCAUAUUCGCAGCUUCAUGGUUACCAGUUCUAUUCACUCGUUCAGUCAGCAUCUUAUGCGUCUCAUUUUUCUUUUUCGGUUUAGGAAUCGGCAUUAGCAACGGGGUAACGGCUGUUUACUUGGGAGAAAAUUGCUCCCCAAAAAUCCGAGGCAUUUUUUGCAGCGCUAGCGUCACAUCGUUUUAUUUGGCGGUUUUACUGCAAUACACAAUCGCAGCAUACUUAUCGUACAGCGCCAUUGCAACUGUAAAUUUCAUCUUGGCAUCUUGUGGUCUAAUUUCUUGCACAUUCUUGGCUGUCGAAACGGCUCAAUUUCUCAUGCUAAAAGGUCGUUUUGAGAAAGCUGAAUCAAACAUGAUGUGGUUGAGAGGAACUAAAAACAAAGACGACAUCAAUACCGAUUUUGAAAACAUCAAAGCGAACGUAGCAUCGGAGAAAUUGAAAAAGGCCUCGUACAGGGAGCUAUUUUUUGCACCAGCUAAUUUUAAAAGUUUGAUCAUAGUUCUCACAUUGAAUAUGGCUCAUGCAGCUACUGGCAAUGCAGCUUUAUUCACAUACAUCUCGGUAUUAUUUCCUCAGAAUGAUCACUUCACGUCGAAUCAAGUCACCGUGUAUUUUGGAAUCUCUCAGAUGACUUUUUGCCUCUUGGGUUCCUUCGUGAUUGAAAACGUCAACAGGAGAUCUCUCACUUUGUUCGCAUUUUCUCUUUUUCUCGUAUGUCAUUCGAUUUCUACGUAUUUCUUCUACGAUGCUGCCAAUAACGAGUCACCAUCUAAAUAUGGUUUAUGGAUAAUAUUCGCCAUGGUUUGUUUAUUUUCUGGAUUCAGCGCAGUGCUCGACUCAGUUGUGCAUAUGAUCAGAGGAGAGUUAUUUCCUCAAAGUAUUAGACCAAUUGGGGCUGGAUUUUCUAUAGCAACGAAUUCUCUUACACAUUUUUUUACCAUCAAAAUAUUUUUGAUGGUUAAAUCCCAAUAUGGCAUCUAUAUGAAUUUUCUUGGAUAUGCUGUCUGCAGUGUAGCCUCAUUUUGGUUUACUUAUUUCUUCUUACCCGAAACUCGUGGAAAAACUUUGAUUGAGAUCCAGAAAUCAUUAGAAAAACAGAAAUGAAAGUAUUCACUCAAUGAAGAAAAUUAAUGGUAAUUUCGAGAAGGAGACGAUAAUAUAAAUAGGUACUUUAGAAACCUACCUAUCAAUAAUAUCCUAUUCAUUUAAUGGAAUCGAUACCAGUUAUAUGUAUAUUUUCAUGUGCAUGUAGAUGAUCAAAUACACAUAAGUCAUAACUA
This is a messenger RNA of Planococcus citri (citrus mealybug), 1800 nucleotides long. Its product is annotated as facilitated trehalose transporter Tret1-like. Bases 254 to 1624 code for a protein of 456 amino acids. Gene Ontology annotation, biological process: transmembrane transport. Gene Ontology annotation, molecular function: transmembrane transporter activity. Lineage: Eukaryota; Metazoa; Arthropoda; Insecta; Hemiptera; Pseudococcidae. The transcript is spliced from 2 exons. Gene Ontology annotation, cellular component: membrane. The record is from RefSeq and is a predicted model, not a curated record.